AGUCGCGACCGGUAACCAGGACAAGACUUUUUCUGUCUCGACGCUGAUGAUCACGCCUGUGCCCGCAUCGUAGCCUGCUCGUUGCUCACAAGACCGCUUGACCAGCCUCGCUUCGGCACCACAACCACCACGGCCGCUGGUCCGCCCUGGCCUGCCAUGGACAACAGCAACAACAACAACACCCCGACAGACCAAUACCAGAACACAGCCAUGGAUCAUCCUUCAAUGGUGCUCGCCCAGGCCCGAGAGCACCUCGAGGCUCUGCGCAGUGCCGGCAUCAGCCGCGAGGCUCUGCUUGCCAUGUUCGAUGAGCAGGCACCUGCCCAGAUGCUUGCGCACUCGCCGCUCCAACACCAGCAGCCUCAACCGCAGCAGCAGCCAUCACCACCACACUUCCAGCAGAUGCCCCAGCAGCAGCACUCUCCGCCCGAGCUUCAGCAUCAGCUCUCCUCAGAUGGUCAGCAGCAACAACAACAGCAGCCACAGCAGAACCUCGAUGUCCCUCCACAGCCUCAACAGCCUCCUCCGCCUCCUCCAAUGCUCCACACCCCGCCGCAAAUGGCGCACUAUGAGCAGGAUUCUUCUUCACAAGCUUCACCACAGUCGUCUCACGACCCUUUGUCAGCUACUCUGCCACCCCCCGGAGUUCCCGGCGGGUUCAAUGGCAUCCAGGGCCACCAGUAUAAGAAAUCAGUAUCAUCGUCCAUCUCCAGCAACUCCAGCCAUGAGAGUGUCUUUUCCUCCGCGUCAGCCGCCCGAAGCACCCUCUCUGUGUCAUCUACCGGCUCUGCCCCCGACAGCAAGUUCUGGUGCACGUCCUGCGACAAGACAUUCAAGCGCAAGUUCGACUGGAAGCGCCACGAGGAGGAGUUCCAUGAGCGCUGGCGCAAGUAUCCUUGCCCCAACUGCAACCAGAGCUUCUGGGGCCCCAACACGUUCAACCAGCACCAUAAGUCGGCCCAUGGGUGCAAGACGUGCCCCCAUGCCGACACGGUGGUCAAGCACAUGAAGAAGAGAAAGGCUUGGGGCUGUGGAUUUUGCGCCGCCCUGCACGGCAAGUUCGAGAAGCACAUCGACCACGUAGCGUCGCAUUUCGAGGCCGGCAGCACCAAGCAGGACUGGCUUCACUCAAACGUCAUCUACGGUCUGCUCCACCAGCACGGUGCCCACGAGGCGUGGAAGGAGCACAUUUCCAAGAAGCAGGACCGCUUCAAUGGCCACCAGCCCAUGUUCAGCUGGAGCCCCGAGUCGACCGGCCGCGCACAAGGGUUUGUGGAGAACGAGAACCCCGGACAACUCCAGGAUUUCCUAGAGUUUUAUGAUGGCUCGAGAGAGGCUGCAGACAAGAUCGUAAAGCUCGCGUGGUCGACUGUCCACGUCGUCCUCCGACAGAAGCCCCUUCCCCUCAGCCAGCCCGUAUCUCCAUACGCAAGCCCAGUCACGGGAGACAACUCUCACAAGUUCGUUCCCAUUACAUCGCUGCAGACACAGCAUCCUACACCAAGGCGGUCUGCCUCCAUGGCCUCCAUGUCGAGCGGGCGCCGGACAAUACGGCGGUCGCCAUCAUCGACACGGAGACCUGCGAUACUGCCUGAGCACAUGCCUGCAACAGGCCACAUGUCAAACAUGGGCCUUCCGACCCCGAUACACUCGGGCAACCCCUACGAGCAGUACCUGCAGCCCCCGCAGCACCAGCACCACAUGGACCCUCAGUCGUCACCCAUCGAGGCACACCACCACGGGCAACCCUUCCACAACGUCAACACUGCGCGUCUAUCGCUGGACAAGGCCCUGCCGCCCGCCCCGGUGCCUAUGGGCGCUUUGCCUGUGAUAUCGCCAAUGGACCUCGACUUCCCCAUGUUUGACAGCAACGGCACAAACAUGAUGCUCGCGUCAAAUAUGCUCGAGCACUGGCCUAGCAUGACGACACUCGUCGAGGACCACCCCAUGUCAGACCAGGGCUACGGCAUGAACUGGCAAGACAUGAAUCACUACAACACACCACACGGCCAUGGACCUUGAAUCUCCGAGUUACCGGCCACACGCAUUUUCCCUUUGGAUCUUGGAUUUUUUUUCUUCUCUGUUUGUUCUUUCUUCCUCGACGCCAUACCCACUACAGUUCUUGUUGGUUCUUUCGUCAUUUGUAUCGAUAUGCCACUUCUUGGCGUGCUGUAUUACGUCUUUGGGACAGCCAUUCGCAGACGUUGGCGGCACCAGUCUUUAUCGUCAAAAGCCAUUGACACAUUUCCUUUUUUUUUAUAUCGUCACGCAAAAAUUCAACCGUCUUCAUGUUUUAUCGGCAGCGACCCGCAGGGCAGCAAAGGGACGAUGUACAUAAUGUAAUGAUAACAUAUAAAGAGCACGACCAUCCUUUUUUCGGGACGGGGUGGGCG
Molecule: messenger RNA, 2393 nt
Organism: Microdochium trichocladiopsis
Lineage: Eukaryota; Fungi; Ascomycota; Sordariomycetes; Xylariales; Microdochiaceae
Exons: 2
Coding region: 157-2022 (621 amino acids)
Source: RefSeq, a predicted model, not a curated record